AUGACAAGAAAUAAUAACAUAUCAAAAAUAAGACCUUUCACUGGAAAAGGCUUUGAUGGAAGGGGUCGCUCUUGGGAAGAAGUAGAUGCUAUAGUUAAGAAAAUGCGACAACCAGCCAAAUAUGAAAUACAGCAGAACAUUUUAGGGUAUAUUCAAGAUAAUAACAUCUCUGAUCAAGAUUUAAAAAGAAUAUUAGAGAUUAAGUCAACAAAGAGGUUAGAAUGUUUACUAUUCGCCCAUAUUGAGAAUUUCAGUUUAGAUGAAUUAGGAGAAUAUGCCAGCAAACUAUUAGGUGAUUUUGAAUUAAAAAUAGUUCGCCCCGGUGAAGAAGUUCAUCCUAUCUCUCAGCCUAAAACUAAUGAAGAAUCUACCGCUCAUCGGGAUAAAUUCCAAAAAACCAACAAAGCCGGAUCCAUCAAAGCCGGAGAAAAAAUGAAUCCCGAAAAAACUGUCGCUGAAUUAGCCGAAACCGGUGGUUCUUCUUUUAUUCUUGGUGCUGGUGGAUUUUUUACUGGAGCGGCAGCUUCUAUAUUAAGUGUUAGUAUUGCUUCAAUUGAAUUUGCUAUUGACCACUUAAAAGACCUAUUGACUAGCACAGCUAUCAGUGGUCUAGCCGCCGAAGUCGGAGACCUCAAAGAUGGACAAGCCAAAUUAAACAGUAAAGUUGAUGCUCAAGGUAAGUUAAUGAAUAAGAGAAUGGGUGAUUUAAAAACUGAAUUACAAGGAGAAUUAAAACAACAAGGAGAAAAAUUUGAAAAAGAAAUCAAGGAUUUAGAUAAAAAAUUAGAAGCAGCCACCGGAGAAAACAAGCGAGCCAUUGAAGAAGAAAAAAAGCAACGACAAGCCCAAUACCAAGAAUUAAAGAGUUCCAUUAAUGAAGUCACGGAAAAUCUAAAUCGGGUAGAAAACCAACUAACCAAUGCCCUCAACGACUUUAAAUCCGAAGUUAACGAACGUUUCGAACAACAAGAACGAAAAAUCUUAGAAAAUAAACGCCGAAUCGAGGAAGAAAAACGAGCCCGAGAAGCCGAAGUUAAAGAAAUCAAAGAUAAAAUCAAAAUUAACCAAACUAACUUGGAAAAUCUACGAGAGGAAAAAGAUGAGUUAUCAGACAACUUCGACAAAUAUAAGUCCCAAAUCGACCAAAAAACCGCGGAAACCCAACAAACUUUAGAAGAUGCUCAGGCUGAAUAUGAACGGAAAACCAAAAUAAUUGAAACCCAAAUCGAAGAUAACCAAGAAACAAUUGAGGAAUUCAAUGAGCAAUUAAACAAUGUUCAACGAGAGCAAGCCCUCCAAAGAGUCCAACAAGAAGAAAUUGUCGAAAACUUACAAGAUACUAAUGACCUAUUAUUCGCUCAACAACGACAAAUGAAUCUGAUAACCGAGCAAAUGGAUGAUAUUCAAGAAGAAGUCCACGAGCGAAUGAACAAACUAUCUCAAAAGUUAGAUGACCGCAUUAAUGAAACGCUUAACCUAGCUCAAGACACUAACCAAAGAAUUGAUAAUUUAACCGAAGAAGUUAAAAACAUUCAAGAAACCACUGAACAACUUCAAGAGCAAAUCAAAAAAAACAAGGAAGAAACCCAAAAAGUCAAAAAAGAGGCUAAAAUGGCCAAUGAAAGACUGGAUAAUCUCUUAAAACUUCAAGCCCUUUCCGAUUAUUCAUCUGAAACCAACAAAUUAGACAAAAUCAAAAAGUCUCUCGAACUAAAAGCUGAAGAAACUAAAUUAAUCGCUACUUUAAAUCUUCUAAAAGAAACUAAAAAAUUAAUUCCUCUGCAACCCGCCGAAAGAGAAUGA
This is a messenger RNA of Funneliformis geosporum, 1803 nucleotides long. The record is from the annotation of a GenBank genome assembly. Lineage: Eukaryota; Fungi; Glomeromycota; Glomeromycetes; Glomerales; Glomeraceae.